AAAUCAUCCCCUCUUUCACCCACUUUAUCUGUCUCGCUCCCCAGCGGGACUAUUAUGCCUUUUUUCCCCCCUAAAACAAUGAAUUAGAUCUUCAGAUCCCUGCUUGCCUUUGCUCGCUCCAUCCUCAAAGGUUCAAAGGCUCUGCAUAAAUAGCAUUUGUGAGGGAGAUACAAGAGUGCAGAUGACCAAAGACAUGGACUGAGGGAUUGUGGGUAAAACAGUGGGUGUGAGCGGGCGGUUAGAGGUGCAGGCUAGGGUCCACGUUUGCUCAGGGAUGUGGCACCGGUUCGGAUCCGGUCCUGAGGGCAUGGAGCUGUUCUCAGUGAUGGCUGAGCGAUCAGUCGUGGCCAACGUUGCUUCUCUGCUGGCACGGAGGUUGUAUUAUGUUGGGGGAAGUGUGGCCGUGCCACAAAAGUGCCGUCUGACUUAUCUGGUUGAGCGAUGUAUGAGUGUGAUGCAGUCAGGCACUCAGAUGGUGAAACUGAAGAAUGGCUCCAAGGGCCUGGUUCGCCUCUUCUACCUGGAUGAGCAUCGCUCUUGUAUCCGCUGGAGGCCUUCCCGCAAGAGUGAGAAAGCCAAGAUCACCAUUGACUCGCUUUACAAGGUUACCGAAGGUCGACGGAGUGAUAUCUUCCAUCGGCACGCCGACGGGAACUUCGACCCCGGAUGCUGUUUCACCAUUUACCAUGGCAACCACAUGGAUUCUCUGGACUUGGUGACAUCCAAUGCAGAGGAAGCAAGGACGUGGGUGACGGGACUCAGAUACCUGAUGGCGGGCAUCAGUGAUGAGGACUCAUUGGCCAAAAGGCAACGAACCCAUGACCAAUAUCCUUUAUAUGAGUUGUGUGGAUGGUGGAUGAAGCAGACAUUUGAGGAGGCUGACAAGAAUGGAGAUGGGCUUUUGAACAUUGAUGAGAUCUACCAGCUGCUCCACAAGAUGAACGUCAACCUGCCCCGUCGCAAAGUGAAGCAGAUGUUCCAGGAAGCAGAUACAGAUGACCAGCAGGGAACACUAACGUUCGAGGAGUUCAGCGUGUUCUACAAGAUGAUGUCUUUAAGGCGAGACCUCUUUCUGCUCCUCAUGUGCUUCAGCGAGAAGAAAGAUCACCUGACAGCCGAGGAGCUUGGCAACUUCCUGCGGGUGGAGCAAAAGAUGUCUGAUGUGACAACUGAGUUCUGCCUGGACAUCAUUGACAAGUUUGAAUUGUCUGAAGAAAACAAGCAGAAGGGCAUCCUGGGUAUCGAAGGUUUCACUAAUUUCAUGCGCAGUCCAACAUGUGACGUCUUUAACCCUCAGCAUAAUGAAGUUAAUCAGGACAUGGACCAGCCGCUGUGUAAUUACUACGUUGCUUCCUCUCACAAUACCUAUCUGACUGGAGACCAGCUCCUCUCACACUCCAAGACCGAUAUGUACGCCUGGGUCCUGCAGGCCGGCUGCCGCUGUGUGGAAGUGGACUGUUGGGAUGGUCCAGACGGUGAACCCAUGGUACAGCAUGGAUACACCCUCACCUCCAAAAUCACCUUCAAAUCGGUCAUCGAGACCAUCGACAAAUAUGCCUUCAUCAACAACGAAUACCCAGUCAUCCUGUCCAUCGAGAACCACUGUAGUGUCCAGCAGCAAAAGAAGAUCGCUCAACACCUGAAAGAGAUCUUUAAGGAGAAGCUGGACUUGGAAGACAUCUUGAACAAGGACUCCAAACAGCUGCCCAGUCCCAACAGUCUGAAGGGCAAGAUCUUAAUUAAGGGGAAGCGUCUGCCCCCGUAUCUGUCUGCAGAUGCCGAGGAGGGGGAGGUUUCAGACGAUGAUAGUGCAGAUGAGAUUGAGGAUGAUUUCAAGCUGAAGAACAGCACAUCUAAUGGAUCCACACAACACAUGGUCGAGUCCCAAAUCAGGAAGAAGCUGGACUCAUUGCUGAAGGAGUCUCAGAUUGUAGAUAAGGAGGAGACAGACAGCUUCUCUAUCCGAGCGCUGUUCCGAGCUACAAAUGAGGGGCUGCACAAGAACCUGAGCAAGACUUCCAAAGACGGCCUAAAGAAGUCUCAGAGUCGAUCCUUUAUAAGCAACCUCAAGCAGAAGAGGCACUCCAAAUCAAGACUGAAAUGUCAGAGCGUGGACACAGAUGACGAUGGACAGGAGACAGGAGGACAGUUCAACAGGGGUGGUCGGAGGAGGAAAACAAUAAAGCUAAGCCGAGACCUGUCUGAUUUGGUCAUCUUUACCAAUUCUGUGGUGUCUCAGGAGUGUCUGGAUGAGGGCCCUGUUGUUAACGUACUGUCAUUCAGCGAGACACGGGCACAACAGCUGGCGCACCACCGGUCCGAACGCUUUCUGAACUUUAACCAGCGGCAGCUCUCACGAAUUUACCCCUCUGCCUACCGCAUUGACUCCAGCAACUUUAACCCCCAGACAUACUGGAACGUGGGCUGCCAACUGGUGGCCCUGAACUAUCAGACAGAAGGCCGAAUGAUGCAGCUAAACAGGGCGAAGUUCAUGGUGAAUGGAGGAAGUGGCUACGUCUUGAAACCUCCACCCAUGUGCAAAGGAUCCUUUAAUCCGUACAGCGAUGACCCUCUUCCGGCAUAUCCUAAAAAACAGCUGGUGCUGAAAAUCAUCAGCGGGCAACAGCUCCCUAAACCACCUGACUCCAUGCUGGGUGAUCGAGGGGAGAUUAUUGAUCCUUUUGUGGAGGUGGAGAUCAUUGGUCUUCCAGUGGACUGCUGUAAAGAACAGACCCGGGUUGUUGAUGAUAAUGGUUUUAACCCAGUAUGGGAGGAAACCCUAUCGUUCACUCUGCACAUGCCUGAGAUUGCAUUAGUACGCUUUCUAGUAUGGGAUCAUGAUCCUAUUGGGCGAGACUUUGUGGGCCAGAGGACAGUCGCAUUCACCAGCCUCAUGCCAGGUUAUAGACACGUCUAUCUGGAGGGGAUGAUGGAGGCAUCCAUCUUUGUCCAUAUCUCAGUGCAUGAAAUCUAUGGCAAGUGGAGUCCCCUAGUCCUCAAUCCCAGCUAUACAAUAUUGCACUUUCUAGGAGCUAACAAGGGUCGUCAGUUACGGGGUUUUCGGGGUCUGUUCAGCAAGGGCUCCAAGUCUUCUGUGGACACACAAUUUGGUAUUCUACCACGUAAACGCUCUUUAAGUAACCACCUGCUACGCAGGACGGCUAGUGCUCCUGCCAAGGGACGCAAGAAGACUAAAAUGGUACUGUCCGAAACCUCACUGGACAAGGAGGAAAGCAGCAAUGGGGAUCUCAAACAACCAGCUAUAGAGAAGAGAGUGGGUCCCAGGAUGGGCCUCCAGCACCGGCCGGCCUCCAUGCCUCUGGAGAGGCUCCUACAGGGUCGGCUUACUGUGUCCUCCUCUGAAAACGACGGACCCGACACUGGUGCCAGCACUAUAAUUGAUUUAUUUUUGGAGAAGACAAGAUCUGCGUCUGUGGAUCUCCUUAUUGAAACUGAAGUCCCUGAUGACAAUACUCACCGUACACAACAGUGGAGAACCACUGAGUAUGUAGAAACAGAUGAAACGUCCUACUUCGUUAUAGGAGGAUGUGGUGAAACUAGCACUGAUGUCCUUACAGAACCCCUCAGGCAUAGUUUGACCAUGCAAACCAAAACUCCUUCUCAAAGGCCCACAGAAGGUCAUUCGAGUCUCUUGGAUCAACCCGACUGUCUUGUUAAUUUGCAGACGGAGAUCCACCAAUGUGAAGCUCCUAAAUGUCACAAAACAUCCAAAGCAGCUUCACAUUCUUUCUCUUCCUCUUCAGCCACCAAUGCCAUAUCUCCCCUUCUACCCACAUUGCAUCAGACUAACCAUCAGGAUCAGAAGUCACUUCAGGACAGUGCUCUCUCUCACCUCAUUGAUGCUGUGUCCCUAGGUAAUGAGUAUGACACAUGUGGGUCCAUAUCAGCUCUUAUUAAUCAGUUUGAAGUUACUGCUGAACAGAAUAACUUAAAUUUGGGGUCCCAACCCCCUCAAUUGUCUGUUCCACCAAUGAACAACCAACUAUUCAGCACCCCACAAAAAAUUAUCCAAGACUCGUCUCAACAGCAUGUUGAAAAACACCUCCCUUGUAGUCCUGAAACCACUGAAUCAACUGUCUUCACAAUUCUAGAUGAGCAAGUGCUUUCUCCUGUUUCUGUGUAUGACAUUCCUGAAAAGACUAUCUGCAAAAACUUAGAUAACUUGGAGUGUAUGUCCCCAGGUGGCAGCAACGGUUCCCCUCUUACCAAGAUAUCUUUUGGAGGAAAAGUAGAAAAAAACGGGGGUUGGGAAUUUCAUAGAGAUAAAAGCUACAAGCCCCAGUGCCAGUCCCCUGAGUUUUCAAAAAACUGGGAAUACGGUUGUUACAAAGACAUUUCGAUAAACAGCACAGCCUCAGAACGUUUCCUUAUCUGUCAUGACUCUGCUAACAGCAGCUUAAUGGAGGUGGAGGUCAACGUGGAUGGAGAACCUUUGGACACAACUUUGACUCUAGUACCAUCACGUCAUGAGUCAGUACAGAAUUCUCUUUAUUUACCCACCUCAGCGAGCAAACUUUCAUAUAAACCCACGGAGUCAUCUUUGUUCCAUAGUUCAUCCCCACACGAGCCUUUUGUCUCCAGCACUCCUCAGCAUGACUGCCCAACCAACCAGUCCCAGACAAAGCAUUGUAACAGAAGUAAUGCUACCAUAUCCAGACAUUUUAAGCCUGGUAGGUACAAUGGGGUCACUCAUAGCAACAGGCACUGUCAGACAAGGAACAAGAAUGGUAUGAUUUUCAAGACACAGCACUUCCAGAAUGGGUUUUCUUCCUCAGAAUGUCUUUUAAGGACUCAAGACAUCAACUCUCAACCACAGAAUGACUCCUACAUGCCUGGGUCUGAUUGUAAUAUGAUCUAUAGCUCUGUGGAAUACAGAGAUACCUUUGUUCCACCAAAGCAAUCUUCUAAGUCCUUGCAACAAAACCAGGCUUUGAAACCUACCCAUUCUGAGAUAUACAAAGGGAUCUACCUUGUUGGAUCUCCAGUCCCAACAGCUCCAAGUCCAUGUAAGUCCAAGAGCUUGGGUGACUUAACAUCUGAGGAUAUCUCAUGCAACUUCCAGAGCAAAUACAAAGUCAUCAGUCGCAGCUUCAUCACUCCAGCCAUGCGAGACCAGAAAUGGAUGUGUGGCCAGGCCAAUCAGCAACAGGCUUCAGAUCCCCUGACAGAGCAGCUUCGUAAACUGGUAACUUUAGAUGAGGUGGACUCCCACUCCAUUACCCAUCAAUUGCAACCUACCCCAAAGUCUCUCUCAGUGUUCCCACCAGUGCCACUGAAUUCUGUCAUUUCCUCAGAGGACUCGAAUGACCCUCCUCCAUUCCUGUCACGAAAGCUUUCCUCACGUAGUCAGAGUCGUGUACGUCACAUAGCCAAUCGUGCCCGCGAAAAGCAGCAGGAAGCACUCAAAUUACGACCUGCAGGGGGUAAUCCUGAUGUGGUCCUCCGCAAUAAGGCAGUCUCUUCUCAAAAUCCCCUCAUCAAUAGGCAUUCCACUGGUUCAUAUAUUGCUGGGUACUUGGAGCAGGUAGGGAUGGAGACCCGUGGCCUGCCUGAGGGAUCCUGCAGGACACUUUGCUAUGGGUACCAUGAUCAGUAUUAUGCUGAUGACUCUGUGAUCCCUGAUAAUCCCAGUCCUCUCUCUGAGCCUGAGGUCUACUUCCUUCUAAGGCUUUGAAAUUAUCUUCCUGAUUUGCCUGUAUACAAACCUGCUGCCACUGUGGCUUUCCUUCCAGUUUUUAAAUACUUCUCAGACCACAAGGCUGUACUUGUGCUUUCAGAAUACAUACUACCAGCUCCCCUUCAGUGAAAAAUAGUGUACUCUUAAGCACAAGUACAGAUUAAAAAAAAAUCUAAAUCAAAGCUUCCAGUAUUGUGUAAAUAUUGCCAUAUAUCCUGGACAAGCAAGUUUCUGUCUUAGAUGCACUACACCAAAUUAGUCCAAGUCAAGCUUUUAAAUGUUGUUUGCAAUAUGUAUUGUAGAAAUAACAAGUUUAAUGAUGGUUGUUUUCUUAAGCCAUUUCUCUUUUGGUGUUUUGGUCUUUUGUUUGUCUCUUUUUAAAUGGUUAUUAAUUGAUUAGAGGGGCUUCCAUUCUGAAAUAUAUCAUUUGUUCACGUUUCUUGUAUCUCUUUUUGUUAUUUGUCUAUGGUGUUUGUAUAUACAUUGACAUAUUUGCCAAAUUUGCCCUUAUUUACGGCCCUAUGGGUUUUAAAUUCGAAAAUAUGUGUUGUUACAGCAUGUGAACUGUGGACAUAUUCAGCAUGACUAUGCACAGAUAAUAAGUAGACGUGUCUGUGCCCUGUUUACGUAAAACUUUGACUCCUUUCCAGUACAAGAAAAAAUACCUGCAUAUCUGGUUUUGCUUACUCUUUCUUUUAGGCAUGAAUUCAUUGGUUAUAAACACUACUUCAGUUGCAAGGAAAAAAACCCUGUGAGGUUAAAGUUUUUAUUUUUGUAAUUGUUUUGAUACAGAUAGCAAAAAAAAAAAAAAGACACUUGAUGGUCUGAUUAUUUUCUUUCUUUUAAAAAGGAAAAACAUUUCACAAUACUAGCACAACUAGCUUGAGACAGUUACAUGUAUGGGUUAUUAAUUGAAGAAGUUGUAUUUUUACUUUUCUGCGUUAAAGGGCAUUCAAUUUUUCUUUUUAUUUUUGCUCAUGAAAUGCUCCUGAGCAUUUUCUUACCAAUGCAAUAAAGUAAUGUUUGUCAUUAAAUGAAUCAGUGUGUUUCAAUUCAAUUGUAUUUGUAUGGUGCUUUUAAAAUUGGACAUAGUCACGAAGCAGCUUUACAGUCACACAACUUAACUACACCUAGCUACUGUAAUAAAGAGUACAGGUUUGUGGUUUUAUUAAAAACAAACAAACAAAAAAAAAACAAACAAAAAAAACCACAAUGUAGCAGAGAAACAAAGGAGCUAGGCAAUACUCUGAAAUGUGAAUCGAGCAAAAGGUCAGUUCAUUGCCAAAAAAGCAUAAACUAGACAUUAAAUCAAUAAACGUGAAGCAAUCAUGACGAAGGCUUGGGAAAGAUCACAGACAAGACUCUGGAGUGGGACUUUGCAAAAUAAUGCUCGAUGUACUAUUGAAAUACUGUUCAUCUUAAAGCAUAUUAUUCACUACCCUUAAAGAAAAUUCAAACAAACGACACAUGAAUAAUCACGUGAAAUUUACAUACAGUUAGUGGUGUUACAUUCAACUCACAUGUGAAUGUAGGGCUUCAAGUGGUUUUAUUUUCACAUGUGAGUUUUUCACAUAGUUUAGACAUAGUUCAAAUUCACUUGUAUGGCAAAUAUUUUUUUUUUCAUGUGAUUACAUAUUACUCACAUAAUCACAUGUGAAGUUAUGUAGAUACAAUAGCGAGGAAUGUACAUCUGGAUCUCCCAACAUGCCCUGGGAGAUUAAGAGGUCAAGUAUUAUGAAGACUUUCUAAGGGCAACCUUAAAAACCCAAUCACUUUCUGAAUCCCCGUGCAUCGCCGCUCAACUGUAUUAAUUGCUAAUUGUUGACUCAGUUAUCUUUAAUUCUUGGGCCCAGGAGAAUGAGAUGUUAUUUGGAACCUC
Molecule: messenger RNA, 7577 nt
Organism: Ictalurus furcatus (blue catfish)
Lineage: Eukaryota; Metazoa; Chordata; Actinopteri; Siluriformes; Ictaluridae
Gene: plch1
Product: phospholipase C, eta 1
Exons: 23
Coding region: 275-5695 (1806 amino acids)
Biological process (GO): phosphatidylinositol-mediated signaling; lipid metabolic process
Molecular function (GO): calcium ion binding; phosphatidylinositol-4,5-bisphosphate phospholipase C activity
Source: RefSeq, a predicted model, not a curated record